Molecule: messenger RNA, 654 nt
Organism: Gordionus sp. m RMFG-2023
Lineage: Eukaryota; Metazoa; Nematomorpha; Gordioida; Chordodea; Parachordodidae
Exons: 1
Coding region: 1-654 (217 amino acids)
Source: RefSeq, a predicted model, not a curated record
AUGCAUAUAGAUGACAAUUAUUCAUCAGAUUCAAUUAUUAAUAUUUCCCAAAUUGGUAGAAAUAGUGCAAAGAUAUUUGUUUGGAUAAAUGGAGUACCUAUAGAAUUUGAUUAUGAUACGGGGGCACAGGUAUCGGUGAUUGGGAAACAAUAUUGGGAUGAAAUUGGCCGACCCAAACUUGGACCAACCAAACCUUUAUCAGUAUAUGGUAACCAACCGCUAGAUGUGCUUGGUAAAACUAUGGUGAGGGUUCGUCUUGGAAAGAUAAGCAGAUCACUACCGAUUGUGGUGACCCGUUCAAAUGACAUUCCAUUAUUUGGACUACCAUGGAUACUGGCAUUUAAUAUGUUUAUUCCACGACAAGUGACUAUACGUAGUAUCACAAAUAAAGAGGUUAUGACAACCAAUAAACAAAUUGCUGGCAUGACAACAGAAUUUUUUAGUGUUUUUGAUGACAAGCCUGGACGGGUGAAUGAUAUAGAAGUUAGCAUACAUUUGAGUAAGGCAGCAAGGCCGAAAUCAUGGCCAGCUCGUAUAGUACCUUUUCCAUUACGAAAACCAAUUGAAAUGGAACUCGAUAGAUUGGUUAAAUCAGGAAUAUUGAAGGCGAUUGAUCCAACACAUAAACGGUUACAUGGGCCACUCCAACGGUAA